Messenger RNA from Phycodurus eques (leafy seadragon), 2394 nucleotides. It is a transcript of the gene pdzrn4, whose product is annotated as PDZ domain containing ring finger 4. The transcript is spliced from 9 exons. Bases 1 to 2394 code for a protein of 797 amino acids. Lineage: Eukaryota; Metazoa; Chordata; Actinopteri; Syngnathiformes; Syngnathidae. The record is from RefSeq and is a predicted model, not a curated record. Gene Ontology annotation, molecular function: protein binding.
AUGGGCUGCAAUUUGUGCACCUUGCAGAAGCGGGAGGAGCACUACAAGCUGCUGUACGAGAUUGCGCAGGUGAACAGGCGUAACUUCUCCAAGGGGGAGCAAGAUGAGGCCGCGGUGGAGGGCAUACGGCGAGACCCCAUCGUUGUCCAGGUCAUCCGACCCGUCGCGCAGCAUCAAGGCGGUCCGUCGCGGGAGGCGUGCGUGGCCGACGUGUGCACGCAAACCGACAUCACUUUCGAGCACAUCAUGGCGCUGGCCAAGCUCCGACCGGCGACGCCGCCCGUGCCUGACGUCUGUCCCUUCCUUUUGUCUGACAGCUGCCAUUCUAUCCAAACUAUGGAACAUGAGUUCUAUGAAUGUCCCGAGUACCUGUCCAAUAUGCCGGCCGAAGUGGAGCGGACUGAAGAGUAUGUUUAUGAGGAAGUGGAGUUAUGCAAGCAGAACACUCAAGAGAAGCUUGGCCUAACCUUGUGCUACAGGACCGACGAAGAGGAGGACAUCGCUAUUUAUGUCAGCAAGGUGGAGCCAAACAGCUUAGCCGCAAGAGACGGGCGCAUUAGAAAUGGAGAUCGUAUUCUACAAAUAAAUGGCCAUGCGGUGCAGGAUAGAGAGAAGGCGGUUUCCUUGCUGUCAGGAGAAAAUGCAAAGAGCAUCAUCCUGCUGGUGACAAGGCCGGAGACACAGCUGGAGGAUGAUGUAUGGCUAGAUGAUGAGCAACAGGAGCUGGUAAAGGAACUGAAGAUGGAGAUGCUGGUGGAGGGGCAGAAGGAUCAUAACCUCAUGGAAGAUGAGCCUCAGGAGGAAAGGACAACCGACACACCGACCUAUUCAUCUAACAGCCAAGACAAAGACAGCGGGUUCGGGUGCAGUACAGACAGUCCCGAGCACCCACCGUUAUUGGCCAGACUCUACAGGAGGAGUCCAGCUCAGUGCUUGAGGGAACAAUGGCGAACCCAGAAUCCACAAAGCAGGCGAGUUGCUGUGCUGUCACAGGACGCCCAGAGGCAAAGGACAGUAACUAAAGGCCAAGGUUGUGAAGAGGUAGCGAGCAAUGGUGGAGGUGGAAUCUUGGGUUUGGAGAAUCACUUCCAGCAACUUCUGGAAGUCAAGUGUCAAAUACGCAAGGGCGUGGAGUGUGGGGUAUAUUCCAUUCGACACAGUAUUGAGUGCAGCCUCACAGAGCAAGGAGGAGGGGAUGGAGAUAGCGCUGAGGAAGCUGAGGAAGGUGAAGGGAUGGAGCAAGAGCUGAGGAUGUUAAAUGAAGAACUGCGGAGCAUUGAGCUGGAGUGUCAGAACAUUAUGCAGGCCCAUCAGCUUCGACAGGCCCAGGAGGCAGAUGCAUUGACGCCUCCAGCUUCCUCACCAGGUCGGAGGCUCAAGAGCCACGGGAGGCUGGCGGACAUCCAUGAACACCCUCAAAGUGAUAAGACCCGAGAGAAAGACAGCUCCAGUGCCUAUAACACAGCGGAGAGUGCACGGUCCACUCCGCUGGGUAGGGAGCGAUCACCCGAGCACUCCCUGCAGAGACGCAUUAGCAUCGCCAACCAGAAGAACCUUCAAAUGGCCUCGUCAAAGCUCUCCAGCCCCAUUCCCAAGUCUCAGGGCUCACCGGACCAAGGUGUCCAAGCAGAUCCUUGCGCUGUUUUCUCCAGCAGCCCGGACCAGAGUAACCCCUCUCGAUCCGAGUCCGACCCGGCACUUCCUGCGGACGAUGAGCGCUGCGAGAGAAAGGGGAAAACCAAAGAUCUAAAAAGAAAACCACCGUUUGCCUCAUACCAAACCAGCCCUUACCACGGCUCGCUCGGAUCCCGGCAACUUCAGAGCUACAUGCAGCUGCUACAACAGCACUCUUCCUUGGAGUAUUCCCAGAGCCAGCUGAGUCUCCUCAGUGUCUGCCGGGAUCCACUGAACCGGAAUGGUCGCUCUGGGGAACCGCGUCUGGAGUGGAAGGUUAAAGUGAGGGCAGACGGCACUCGCUAUGUGGCCCGGAGGCCCGCUCGCGACCGCAUCCUGCGGGAGCGAGCGCUCAGGAUCAGAGAGGAGCGCAGCGGGGGAAUGACCACGGACGACGAUGCCAUGAGCGAGAUGAAGAUGGGUCGCUACUGGAGCAAAGAGGAGAGGAAGCAGCAUCUGGCGCGAGCGAGGGAGCAGAGGAAGAGGAGGGAGUUCAUGCAGAAAUGCCGCUUCGAGUGUCUGAAGGAGGGUCUGGCUGGCGGGGCCGAGGGCCACAAGGAGAUAAACAUCCUGGAGCUCAGUCACAAGAAGAUGAUGAAGAAGCGAAACAAAAAGAUUCUUGACAAUUGGAUGACCAUCCAGGAGCUGAUGAGCCACGGGGCGCGAGUCCCCGAGGACUCCAAAGUCCAUAACGCCUUCUUGUCUGUUACGACUGUGUAG